UUCAGUUCGCGAGCAAUGGGACGUGACAGAAGUCGCAGUCGCGAUAGGAAGAGACGAUCCAGAUCAAGAUCAGUGGAAAGAAGGCGAGAACGAAGUAGAAGUCGUGAACGUCGAGAUGCUCGCAAAAAUCGCGACGAAAAAGAAAAGAGAAGCAGUCGAAGCAGAAGUCCGCGCGAUAAACGAGAUCGGCGGGAAAGAAGUCGAUCACGGGAUCGAAAAGAACGUGAUCGUGAACGACAAAAAAAGGAUCGUGAGCCAAAGAAACGAGAGAAACAAGAGGAGAUCAGUCUAGAGUCGUUACAAAGUGGAGCAGACGAUGAAGCGAUGAUGGCUGCAAUGGGAUUUGGUGGAUUCGAUACAACUAAAAAUAAACAGGUCAAUGACAACGUGGAUGGCUGCGUGAACAUCAAGAAACCUCGCAGAUACCGCCAAUACAUGAACCGAAAGGGAGGAUUCAAUCGUCCACUUGAUUUUAUGGGAUAAUUUAUUUUUUUGCAAUAAUUAUUGUUUUUCUUUUCAAUUUGAUCUCUUUCAUUUAGAGAAUAAUUCUGUACCCAAAUCAUUUUUAUUUCACCGGAACGUUAUUUUUAAAAUAAGAACUUUUAAAUGUUUU
This is a messenger RNA of Caenorhabditis elegans, 613 nucleotides long. It is a transcript of the gene snrp-27, whose product is annotated as U4/U6.U5 small nuclear ribonucleoprotein 27 kDa protein. Lineage: Eukaryota; Metazoa; Nematoda; Chromadorea; Rhabditida; Rhabditidae. Bases 16 to 483 code for a protein of 155 amino acids. The transcript has 2 exons. The record is from RefSeq and is marked reviewed. Gene Ontology annotation, cellular component: nucleus. Gene Ontology annotation, biological process: RNA splicing.